Pochonia chlamydosporia 170 is the source of this 924-nucleotide messenger RNA. RefSeq lists its product as hypothetical. The record is from RefSeq and is a predicted model, not a curated record. The transcript has a single exon. NCBI's taxonomy places the organism in Eukaryota, Fungi, Ascomycota, Sordariomycetes, Hypocreales, Clavicipitaceae. Bases 1 to 924 code for a protein of 307 amino acids.
AUGGCUCGUAACGAGCAGGAGAUUUUGCUCCGGGAGAGGCACAAAGCAAAAGGGCACCAUCAUCAUGAGAAGCCCACGACCAUCGGCGCCAGCGGCUAUCACUCAACCAAUGCAAUGUCCUAUCUCAGUCCAGACUCUGCCAGAUCUGCACGAGGCAAGUCGCCUGGCAAAGAAGCUGCCGGGCACAAUAACCGCGUGCAAGAGCCGCAUGACCUGUGCAAGGACGAGCUCGCACCUUCUGACACUGUUGCCUAUCCGCAAGUUCACUAUUUGGAUCAACAUUGGUACUUGGUUCCAAUCUCCAAAGAUGAUGAGAGAGCCAAGAAGAGCGGUUCCAAUCUGCUGAAGUCUGCAAUCUCAACAAUAGUUGGGAAGCAUGACCUGGAGGACCACGAACUUGUUGUCACGAGCACUACUCGGUCUUCUCACCAGUUGGAGUCGGAUGCCAAAACUCAUCACCGUGGACAAGACUCCUCACACCAGCUUCACCAAGACGCUACUAUUCCGGUCAGAACUCCUGGCAGUGAGUCCCCUCAUCAGCUCUGCUGUGACCCCGUGGUGGAGGAAGCAAAGGGUCCCGUCCAGCACGAUUUAGAAGCCCACCAACCCACAAAGUUGACCAAGAUCGAUCGCCAACAUAACCUUGCCAAGGAUGUUACUGUCGGAGCUGGAGGUUGUGCUGUUGCCAAGCAUGACAUCCAUGCCCACGAGAUAGUGAAGUCCCAUGGAACUGGACCCCCUCAUCAUUUGAAGGACGACGGUGGAGUUGCUACAAGUGGUAAAUCCUGGACGACACAUGCUCUUGACAGUGACAAUACCGUCAUGUCGAGCAACGCAGGACACGGAAGUCAUGAUCUUGAUGCACACACGUCUACAAAAGUUGUGGGCAAUAAGUCCCCUCUAGACGCAUUCCGCAAGCAUUAA